Messenger RNA from Lacerta agilis (Sand lizard), 1689 nucleotides. RefSeq names its product NTPase KAP family P-loop domain-containing protein 1-like. The record is from RefSeq and is a predicted model, not a curated record. Bases 1 to 1689 code for a protein of 562 amino acids. The transcript has a single exon. Lineage: Eukaryota; Metazoa; Chordata; Lepidosauria; Squamata; Lacertidae.
AUGCUCUCCAUUGCAGAUCACAUGCGCUGGCGGAGCAAACAAAACGGAAACAAACCCAGAAGGACCACGUACUCCCUGCUUUCGUUCCUCUGGCACAUCAUCUUCGCUCACCCCCUUCUGCGCUCAGCAAAGCCCGAAGGCACCCACUAUAUUUUCAUCAACUUCAACGCCUGGGAAUAUGCAGGGUGCGACCACACCUGGGCCGGCAUCGUCACAACGCUGCUGGAUGAAAUCGAAGGCAACUACAGGAUCCCGUUCAGCACUUUCCGGUCCUUUGGCGUGCGAUUCAAGGAAGAGCCGGUUACACGGAGAAAGAAAUGGGCUUUGAAAAGAUGGAGCAAGCUCUUCUGGCUUGGCCUGUUGUGCCUGUUCCUCGGAUUGUUUCUGAGCACGGUGCUGACGAGGCUGAAAUUGGGCGGCGAUUUAUGGGAAAGCGUGGCGUACGCAACAACAGUAGUGCUGUGCGCAUCUUCUCUGCCUUUUAUGUGCUGCACGAAAAACAUUUUAUUCACCCUGAAAAAGAAACUCCAGGCGAAAAUGAACGCCAAAGACCAGCUGGGCUUCAUGCACUUUGUGAAGGAAGAGGUGAAAACAAUCACUCAUUUCCUACAAUUCAUGGCGUUCGAGGAGGACCGAGAGAUCCGGGUGGUCCUGAAGAUCGUCAAUUUAGACCUCUGCACUCCGGACAAAGUGGUGGCCGUCUUAGACGCCAUCAAAAUCCUCCUUUCGGAUGAAGACGCUCCGUUUAUCACCAUCUUGGCCGCUGACCCAGGAAUCCUCGUGGACAGCAUCCAGUCGUCGAAGAACACCUGCAGCAAUGGCUACCUGUACUUAAAUCGAAUUGUCUCUCUCCCCUUCUCCCUGCCCCGGAUGAGCUGCAAGGGCAAGAGGCGGAUGCUCGCGGGGAUUCUGAACGGAAGAAAGAAACGGGGGCAGGAUUGUGCUCCUAAUCGGGAAACACGGGCUCACAAGCACAACAGCAAAGGGGUCAGAGAAGCCAAGGGCUCGUUGGCCACAGAGGAAGUCCACCACAUCUUCCAAGACCUGAGCCAUGAGAAUUUUGAAGACUACGUCCCAGGAAAUUUUGUCCAAAUGAACAGGGUCGUCAACACGGUGCUGACCAUUAGGUCCAUGCUUGACCUAGGAUAUAAGCCCCAAUCCGGGCUGAACGUCAGUAGGGAAGAUGGCAGGUUGGUGACCAAAGAGGUGGUCGAUUGGGUCCUCCUCGCCCAUUUUUGGCCUUGCCGCCUGAGCUGGAUUUUGCAGUGUGCGGAAGAUGAGCAUCAGCGAGGAAAGCUCACCGAAAGCCAUGGCUCCCAGCUGAAGCAAGGCCAUGGCAGAGGUGGAGGAGGAGGAGGAGAUCGGCAGGACAAAGCGUCGGAAAGAGACAGCAAGGCGUUGUUGCCGUUUUACGAGGACAACGCUUUGGAGCUGGACAAGAUUAAGAGCGACAUCAGAAAACUCUUGGAGCUCGACGGAGACCCUGACCUUUUCCGAACCUUCUUGCAGAAGAGCCAUUUUACGGUGGGGAGGGCCAGGUAUUUUUCCAACUUCCUCAUCAAUUUAGACUUCUCCCUGAAGAGGCAGUUUGAGUUGCAGCGGGGCCUGAAUCACAUAGUCCGGAGGGGAAACAAGGAGGGCGAGUCACCAUCUGAGGAGAAAAGUGCUGGGUUGAAAGGUGAAGGGUAA